Molecule: messenger RNA, 1278 nt
Organism: Didymodactylos carnosus
Lineage: Eukaryota; Metazoa; Rotifera; Eurotatoria; Philodinida; Philodinidae
Source: the annotation of a GenBank genome assembly
AUGGGAAACGAAAAACGGUGUCAGUUUUGGGAAGUGAUUGCUGGCGAGCAUGGGCUUACACCCACAGGAAUCUAUCAGGGAGAUUCUGAUUUACAAUUGGAAAGAAUCAAUGUUUAUUUUAAUGAAGGAACAGGAGGAAAGUAUGUACCAAGAGCCAUCUUGAGCGAUUUAGAAUCAGGAACGUUGGAUGCUAUCCGAGCAAGCCGUUAUGGACAAAUAUUUCGUCCUGAUAAUUUCAUUUUUGGCAGCGGUGGAGCCGGAAACAAUUGGGCAAAAGGUUACUAUUCAGAAGGUGCCGAAACAGUUGACUAUAUUCUGGAAGUUGUUCGUAGAGAAGUGGAAACAACUGAUUGUAUGCAGGGAUUUCAACUUUUACAAUCGAUUGGAGGCGGAUCAGGUUCAGGAUUAGGAAGUUUAUUAUUGAAUCGAUUAAGAGAAGAAUAUCCUGAUCGUAUGAUUAUCGGUUAUAUAUCUGAAUCAAUUGUCGAACCCUACAAUGCAUUAUUAGCAUCACAAUAUCAUAUUGACAAUACCGAUAUGUUAAUUUGUUUGGAUAAUGAAGCAUUAUAUGACAUUAGUAUUCGAGCAUUAAAAAUUGCAAAUCCAACGAUGGGAGAUUUAAACCAUCUUAUAGCGGGAACAAUUUCCGGUGUAACAACAUGUUUAAGAUUUCCAGGUCAAUUGAAUGCCGAUUUAAGAAAAUUGGCUGUAAAUAUGGUUCCAUUUCCACGUUUACAUUUUUUUAUUCCUGCUUUUGCCCCGUUAUCUAGUCGUCGUGGAAUAUCUUACCAAGCGUUAACUGUUAAUGAACUGAUUUAUCAAGUAUUUAAUCCAAGAAGUAUGAUGUGUGCGGUUGAUCCAAGACAUGGACGCUAUUUAACCGUAGCACUUGUAUUUCGUGGUCGAUUAUCAAUGAAAGAAAUUGAUGAACAAAUGGUAUUAGUACAAAAUAGAAAUAGUCAAUAUUUUGUUGAAUGGAUACCAAAUAAUGUUAAAACGGCUGUUUGUGAUAUACCACCCAGAGGUAAUAUUUGUAUUCCAAUUAUUCUAGCUAAUAACACUGUUAUUCAAGAAAUGUUUAAAAAGAUUUGUCAACAAUUUUGUACGAUGUAUCGUAGAAAAGCAUUCUUGCAUUGGUAUACUGCAGAAGGUAUGGACGAAGGUGAAUUUAGUGAUGCUGAAGCAAAUUUAAAUGAUAUUAUUUCCGAAUAUCAACAAAUUGCAGAAUAUGGACCGAACGAAGGUAAUAUCACUGGAGACAUUGGUGAUGGAAAGUGA